Messenger RNA from Drosophila suzukii, 1153 nucleotides. Lineage: Eukaryota; Metazoa; Arthropoda; Insecta; Diptera; Drosophilidae. The record is from RefSeq and is a predicted model, not a curated record.
GUAGCAGGCUGUCGAUUGUAAAGGAACGUACAGUUCCUUUGUUCCUACAUUGAAGACCCACAAAAACUAUGUCUCAGAAACAUUCGCAGCCUGACAAGGUAAACAAAAUUUCGGUAUUACGUAAAAUGAUAGGCCUUCAAAAAAAGCGACCAGCCGCCGGAGAUUACGUAGUGCCCAAUAAUUCGGUCCUCAAUCUGCAGCACAAGCCCGGUCUCUACGAUCCCACACCGAACGCCAUGGAGAAGACAACCAAGUGUCGCUAUUGCGAGAAUAUGGCCAAGAACUUCCUGUAUUUGGAGAGUCUGAUAAGGAACAACAAGGAUAAUGACAAGGGUGCCAAGUGCAGCCUGUGCAACUCGUCGCUCAAGUAUUUGGAGUAUGUAAAUCGCAAUAUUCGUCAGGUUUUCGGCAACUUCGAUGCAAUUGUCCAGGCGGAUCGCGCUUUGGCUGCCAAGCCGGCCAUGAUGCCCAAAUACUCGGUGGCUCCGCCUCCGGAAAAGGGGGAUUCCCGCGCCAAGGGCGGUGCCAUUGUCUCGCUUCAGAGGUCGGCCAAAAGCCUCAAGACCAAGACCUCUCCUUCGAAGCUCAAGUCCAAGGAGAAGGGCAUCAAGAGCCAGAAGUCAUCGAAGUCGCUCAAGUCGCACAAGUCCGGCAAGUCGCUAAAGUCCGCCAAGUCGCUAAAGUCCGCCAAGUCCACGAAAUCGGGGAAAUCCCUCAAGUCCACCCUCAAGCUGGCCAAGAAGGGUCUGGCCAAACCGAAGAGCGCCAGCCCCAAGAGCCAAAUUAGCCACGGCAAGAUGAUAUUGAAGCGCAAGUUCCGAAAUAAGGUGGCCAGCAAGUUGGCCGGCAAUAAGGUGAUUCGCAGUGUCAGUCAGUACCGCAGCUUGGCCUCCAACCGCUCCAAACUCUCGAAGGGAUCGAGCCACAAGAAGCUCAUCAAGCAAAGGUCCAAUGCUCCGCCGACCAGCAUCAACUGGCAGCUGCUCAAGAAGAACCUUCCCAAGCGACCCACUCUGGUGAAGUAGAAGCCAUGACGACCGGGGAUCGAUCUGCGGAAUUGGUUCCACACCCUUUGCACCCAUCUCCAAAUUAUCUCGUUUGUCAAAAUUCUAAAAGUGAUCUUUCGCAUACAUAAACUGAGACGUUUUUACAA